AUGACAUCCAAUUGUCAGGACCCUGCGCAUCGUUCAUCAAUAUUUCGCAUCGGCGACGCGCGAGGAGUCGACGCGUUGUCUGCAAACGAUACGGAGACUUCCGAGUCCAACCAAGCAAUCGUCACCCUUCCUUCACCUACCACCAUCAGCAUAUACAAAUUACUCGCCUACCUGCCUUUCGUGAUGAUUUCCACUCGAGAGAUAAACCUCGCCUUCACUGCGCCGUCGUUGCGACGUUUUAAAGGAACCCUCAUCUCUCCAGUAGCGGGAAGGGAUAAUUGCGGCCACCAAGACAAGAAGGAAUCCACGGCUCCUUUCGUCACUUGGAAUGAGAGGACCGAGUGCUUCCCUGGUGACUUCUUGUGUACGGAACCAGGAAGUUUUGACAGCGCUUCGCUACUCUAUCUCAAUCGUCCGGAUGGCGCGGUAAUCAUAUCGUCUGAGCAUUUCGAUCCUCGACGUGUCUCUGACACGGAUAUCGGGCCUUCGGUUGCUGAUGAACGGUCUGAUGUCAUGUUUCAUCGUCCUUUAGGUCCAAAAGGAUCCGCGGCAGCAAAAGACGAACUUCGACAUUUGUCCUAG
Guyanagaster necrorhizus is the source of this 582-nucleotide messenger RNA. RefSeq lists its product as uncharacterized. Lineage: Eukaryota; Fungi; Basidiomycota; Agaricomycetes; Agaricales; Physalacriaceae. The record is from RefSeq and is a predicted model, not a curated record. The coding region runs from base 1 to 582 and encodes 193 amino acids. The transcript is spliced from 6 exons.